ACGAACUAUUAUGUUGUGGGAGAAAAAAGUGCAGUUGUGCGAAGAGACUCGCCACGCGGUAGAUUGUGAUCUUGGACAGGGCGAAUUGAAUGUGAUGCGAAGUGAAAUACACCGGAUGGAGGUGCGAAAAAAUUCUCUUUUACAACAACAAGAAAAGCUACUUCAGGCUCUGGAACGGUCCGUGGCCAAGCGAGAUACGAUUGUGCUCCAGUCAGAGUCAGUCCGGACGCAGCAAAGUAAGGCUAAAAUUCGCAUCAACGCACAACGCCAGCUGGAGGAGCUGAAGAAGAGACUAAAGACCACAAAGCAGCUCAUCAAGACGUGCGACACGGAGACUAAAGAAAUGGAGGCCAAAGUGAAAAGCCUCGAAGAAGAGAUCGUGGCAAAGCGUUUAGAAUUUGAAGGGGAACAGAAAAGUGUUGACGAACUCUCAGCAAAGCUACAGUCUCUGUUAGAGGAACGUCACAAGUACGUAUUCGACGUACAAAUGAAGCAACAUGAAACAGUCUACUGGGAACAAGUGCGUGAUGGACGAUACAAGCGGCUGUGCCCAUCCUCUACGUCACAGGCAGCAGAGACUACUCGACAACUCAACCGAAUUCGAACUCUCUUAAUGCUAAUUGAUCGAUUGGUGCAAGAAUUCCCCCAGAAGUUACUUUCAAAAUGGCAUGCCGCCUUAGAUGGAAGUCCGUUUUCACAGCUUGUCCCUAUGCGCUACGGUGGUUUGAUGGGAUUUCCCUAUAAGAAGGAAGAGGCCGAUAGGACGGAUAAACACUCAACCGACAAUGAAGUACCAAGCUGCAAAUUUUCCAUUUAA
Dicrocoelium dendriticum is the source of this 817-nucleotide messenger RNA. NCBI's taxonomy places the organism in Eukaryota, Metazoa, Platyhelminthes, Trematoda, Plagiorchiida, Dicrocoeliidae. The record is from the annotation of a GenBank genome assembly.